GACGCCGUGCGCGUGCGCGCUGCAGGUCGGCGCCGGGCGGGGGCGGAGCGGCAGUUGCAGGCCCACGCCGUAAACAGACAACAUGGCGGCCGCGGUGGCGGCGGCGGCACCUGGGGCCUUGGGCUCGCUGCAUGCUGGCGGUGCUCGCCUGGUGGCCGCAUGCAGUGCGCGGCUGUGCCCGGGGUUGAGGCUGCCCGGCUCGUUGGCAGGCCGGCGGGUGGGCCCGGCGAUCUGGGCUCAGGGCUGGGUGCCUGCGGCCGGUGGUCCCGCCCCGAAAAGGGGCUACAGCUCUGAGAUGAAGACGGAGGACGAGCUGCGGGUGCGGCACCUGGAGGAGGAGAACCGAGGAAUUGUGGUGCUUGGAAUAAACAGAGCUUAUGGCAAAAAUGCACUCAGUAAAAAUCUUAUAAAAAUGCUAUCAAAAGCUGUGGAUGCUUUGAAAUCUGAUAAGAAAGUACGGACCAUAAUAAUCAGGAGUGAAGUCCCAGGGAUAUUCUGUGCUGGUGCUGACCUUAAGGAAAGAGCCAAAAUGAGUUCCAGUGAAGUUGGUCCUUUUGUCUCCAAAAUAAGAGCAGUGAUUAAUGAUAUUGCUAAUCUUCCAGUACCAACAAUUGCAGCAAUAGAUGGACUCGCUUUAGGUGGUGGUCUUGAACUGGCUUUAGCUUGUGAUAUACGAGUAGCAGCUUCCUCUGCAAAAAUGGGCCUGGUUGAAACAAAACUGGCAAUUAUUCCUGGUGGAGGGGGAACACAGCGAUUGCCACGCGCCAUUGGAAUGUCCCUGGCCAAGGAGCUCAUAUUCUCUGCGCGAGUCCUCGAUGGCCAAGAGGCCAAAGCAGUGGGCUUAAUCAGCCACGUUCUGGAACAGAACCAGGAGGGAGAUGCUGCCUACAGAAAGGCCCUGGACCUGGCCAGAGAGUUUUUACCUCAGGGACCUGUUGCAAUGAGAGUGGCAAAAUUAGCAAUUAAUCAAGGGAUGGAGGUCGAUUUAGUAACAGGGUUAGCCAUAGAAGAAGCUUGUUAUGCUCAGACCAUUCCAACGAAAGACAGACUUGAAGGUCUUCUUGCUUUUAAAGAGAAAAGGCCCCCUCGCUAUAAAGGAGAAUAAAAGGAAGAGAAAUUCUUAAGAUGCCAAUGUACUAAAUGUACUUCUGGAAGUAUCUUUCGGGUCCACUGUAUGCCUCAGCACAUGGAAUCUCAAUGACCAAAGUGAAGAGCAAAUUAUUCAUAUAGUGUAGUAAGCAUCCGGAAUGGACCCAUCCGUGUACUUCAUUCAAAUGUGUAAAUGUCAUAUUCAUUCAGAUUUGUAAAGCUAGUAGUGUAUAUUGUCAGAAACAAAAUCAAAGUUAGAUAUACAUUUUUAAAUAUUUACUGCAUAUGCGGCUUUCUGUUCUUAAUUUUUUAAUGUGAAUAAUUUAUAUAUUGCACAUUCUAGGGAAUAAUAUUGAUUGUAUGUCUACUGUGCUGCAUUAAGAAAAUAAAAUUUCUAUAUACCAAAAAUGUGAAGUUAUAC
Chlorocebus sabaeus (green monkey) is the source of this 1510-nucleotide messenger RNA. RefSeq names its product AU RNA binding methylglutaconyl-CoA hydratase (gene AUH). Gene Ontology annotation, molecular function: enoyl-CoA hydratase activity. The record is from RefSeq and is a predicted model, not a curated record. Gene Ontology annotation, biological process: fatty acid beta-oxidation. NCBI's taxonomy places the organism in Eukaryota, Metazoa, Chordata, Mammalia, Primates, Cercopithecidae. Gene Ontology annotation, cellular component: mitochondrion.